UACCAUGCUGGGAGGGAAGAAGGUUCCAGAGGAAAGUGUUUCGGGUGGGCCACGGAAAGGAGAUGACCCUCCGCUGGUUGUCCACCCAACUUUGGAGACACCGUGUGAUGGGUCUCCUGAUGGCUUUGUGUGUCACCUUGUUACUCAUGCUCCUGGCUACUCAGUCAUUGCAGCAUCCAAGCCACUAUUCUGGGCACAAGGGCCAUAAGGUGGAGGAGAGGGGAGCACUUUCCGAUGAUGCUUCUCCUAACACACCCAUCCCAUCCCACACUGCCCCUAACAGGAGGAAGGAGGUUCAGACCCCCGAUCUGCAGCAUCAAAGAGACCCCAAUGGGUACACCUUUAUGAGGACAAGGAGGAGCCCUCCGCCUGUAGCUUUCCUCAAAACACACAAGACUGGAAGCAGCACUGUCCAGAAUCUGAUGUUCCGCCUUGGGGAGAAGGAGAGCCUCACUUUCGCCUUCCCCUAUUACGCAUACCAGUUCAGCUACCCAGAUAGGUUCCGAGCAGACUUUGUGGAUGAGCUGCCACCGGGUUCCUCUCAGUUCGACAUGCUCUGCAGCCACAUGCGGCUGGACCUGGGACAGCUAAGACAGGUGAUGCCCAGGAACACCAUCUACAUCACCCUGCUGCGUGAUCCUCUACGGACCUUUGAGUCCGUUUUCAGCUACUAUACUUCCACUGUACCCGCCUUCACUCUAGCCAAAAAGGCAGCUGACACGGCUAACAGGAAGUCAGCCCUCUCGGUCUUCCUGGAGGCCACAGAGUCCUACUGGGACCCUAAAGAACCGGGGAAUGGCCUAGCCAGGAACCCUAUGAGCUUUGACCUGGGCCUCAGCAGCCAGGAGUGGAACGCGUCCUGGCCCAUGGAGCUGGCUCAGCUGGAGGAGGCCUUCCAGCUGGUGAUGAUCGCUGAGCACUUUGAUGAGUCUCUGGUUCUCCUGGGGGCUCUGCUGCAGCUGGAGCCUGAGGAGCUGGCCUAUGUGCACCUGAACGUCCGCGCUCCCUCGGAUGUCACCCCGCUGGAGGAGGACACCAAGGCCAGGCUCCGGGCCUGGAACAGUCUGGAUGUGCUGCUCUACAACUUAUUUCUGCAGGUGUUCUGGGAGAAAGCUGAGCAGUAUGGCCUGGGGAGACUGAACAGGGAGGUGGCCCUGCUGAGGGCCUCCACACAGAGGCUCAGACAGAAGUGUGUGGCCAGGGGAGGGGUGCCCCCUGGUGAGCUGGAGGACCUGGUCAGGCCCUGGCAGACCGACACAGUCACCAUCCUGGGAUACGAGGUACGAGGGAACCUGACUCUGCAGGAAGAGGGGCUCUGUGUGCGACUAGUGCUGCCUGAGCUACAGUACCACUCUCACCUCUAUUUCCAGCAGUAUGGCCAUGACAUGAGGUCCAUACCUACAGAUUAAUGUGCAGCACUUUCCAUUUUAGAUUCUACACUGCUCAGAAUUCCUCUGCUUUUGAUGUAUUUUUCCAAUAAACAAAAAAUACAAACAUUG
This is a messenger RNA of Coregonus clupeaformis (lake whitefish), 1499 nucleotides long. Its product is annotated as galactose-3-O-sulfotransferase 2-like. Gene Ontology annotation, cellular component: membrane. The transcript is spliced from 3 exons. NCBI's taxonomy places the organism in Eukaryota, Metazoa, Chordata, Actinopteri, Salmoniformes, Salmonidae. The coding region runs from base 63 to 1409 and encodes 448 amino acids. Gene Ontology annotation, molecular function: galactosylceramide sulfotransferase activity. Gene Ontology annotation, biological process: glycolipid biosynthetic process. The record is from RefSeq and is a predicted model, not a curated record.